GCGAGAGGGGGGAAACCUGAAAAAAAAAAAAAUCAGCCAACCUUGCCUGGCGAGGAGUUGCUGCUGGAUGGAAUAUGUCACCAUUAACAAGUGAUCAGAUUGGAAAGCGCACGCUCUCCCUUUCGCAGUCGAGAUGGAUUAGCCUGAAGGGCUCCCGUGUCUUGUGCCUGGGCGCUUGGCAUUUUAAAUGAGAUCCAAGCGAGUCCUGGAAGAGCAGUAGCACUUACAUUCAGCGGGGGAACAGUGCAUCUCCCAUAUUAAGACUUUUAUGAUGAAUCUGUGUCCAAAUAAGGGAAAAGACUGUUUAUUACCCGAAUGUGAUGAGAGCUGACACAUCCCCUUCUUUUUCUAAUGAAACGCUGUUUAGUGCCGGGGGAGCCUCACGUUGCUAAUCCCACUCCCCCCACUGCCGCUGCUCUCGCUCUUCAUAACGUCAAGCAGAAAAGAAAACCAAGGAGGUAAAGGGAGGCAGCGCUUUGUGCUGAAAAGACCAUUUUAUUUUUUGUAACCUGUUCUACUUUUGUUUUGGUUUCCUAAGACUUUAGCUUUGUGUGGCUAAAGAACAAACUGUGCGGAUGGCGUUUGCCUUGAAUAAAACUAGCCCCGCAGUGCUAUAAGGGAAGAGUUCCGAGUUUAUAGGAAAAACAUUACUUUUAGAAUAAAAAAAUAUGAUUUUUUUUUUUUUUUUAAAUGUAAGAAUCCCAGUCUGUGAAAAUUAAUCUAUAACCAUCGGAAGGGGCAUCUCUGUGGGUAACUUUUUUUGUGCACAGUUGCCUUUGCUGAUCUCCAUUAGCAUGCAGUGUCAGAUGUGUGUUUAAUGAUUUCAUUUGCUGGUGUCCCUGUUAGCUCACAUAUAGACUCCCUCUCUUGUUUUCCAGCAGCCUCACUAGGGCUCAGAGAGAAGGACAGUGUUCUAGUGUAGCCGUGGCUCUCUGACUGGGUACCACUUCUUGCUCAAACCCUGGAUGUGAUGAGAGCCAGUGCUCUGGGCAGCAGAAUCCUCAGCACCCCCUUUCUCUUUCCACUUUUCUCUGCUGAUCGCUUUCCCUGAUUGCUUCUGCUUUGAUUUUCUUCCCAUUUUCCAAGGGAAAAAGGAAAACAAUUCUUCCAGCAAGCCGCUACACACACACAUAUUUUUUAUUGCUGGAUUUUCUUCAAGUGAUGCCUGCCUUUCUCCUGAAGAUGGUGGUAAUUUGAGGUCAAACUGGUUUUAAACAUUCUUGAGCUGCCCACCAGACCUGGCGCCCUCAUGGCUUCUGGGGUUGCAGCAUGGCUUCCCUUUGCAAGGGCUGCAGCAAUUGGGUGGAUGCCAGUGGCCAACUGCCCCAUGCCAUUGGCACCAGCUGACAAGAACAAAAAACAAGAUGAGGUGAUAAUUUUAAAUGUCAGCGGUCGCCGGUUCCAGACUUGGAGAACUACCCUGGAGAGGUACCCUGAUACACUGCUGGGAAGCACUGAAAAGGAAUUCUUCUUUAAUGAGGAGACCAAGGAAUACUUCUUUGACCGUGAUCCUGAAGUCUUCAGAAGCAUCCUUAAUUUUUACAGAACAGGCAAGCUGCAUUAUCCCAGGUAUGAGUGUAUCUCUGCUUAUGAUGAAGAACUUGCUUUUUAUGGGAUAUUGCCUGAAAUCAUAGGGGACUGCUGCUAUGAAGAAUACAAAGACAGAAAAAGGGAAAAUGCAGAAAGGUUGAUGGAUGACAAUGAAUUUGAGAACAAGCAAGAAGCCAUGCCCUCACUAAAUUUACGCGAAACAAUGUGGCGAGCCUUCGAAAAUCCCCAUACCAGCACUUUAGCCUUAGUCUUCUAUUAUGUAACUGGCUUCUUUAUUGCAGUGUCGGUCAUCGCCAAUGUUGUAGAAACUGUGCCCUGUGGCACUGUGCCUGGAAAUAAGGAGCUUCCCUGUGGUGAAAGAUAUCAAGUAGCCUUCUUUUGCCUGGACACUGCAUGUGUCAUGAUUUUUACAGUUGAGUACCUUUUGAGACUUUUUGCAGCCCCAAGUCGCUACAGGUUCAUGAGAAGUGUCAUGAGCAUCAUCGAUGUAGUGGCUAUCAUGCCAUACUACAUUGGCUUAGUAAUGACCAACAAUGAGGAUGUGAGUGGCGCUUUCGUCACCUUGCGAGUAUUCCGGGUCUUCAGGAUUUUCAAGUUUUCUCGCCACUCCCAGGGCUUAAGGAUCCUUGGAUACACCCUAAAGAGUUGUGCUUCUGAACUGGGAUUCCUGCUCUUCUCAUUGACCAUGGCAAUCAUUAUCUUUGCCACUGUGAUGUUUUAUGCUGAGAAAGGGUCAACAUCCAGCAAAUUCACAAGCAUCCCAGCUUCCUUUUGGUAUACUAUUGUUACCAUGACAACACUUGGAUAUGGGGACAUGGUUCCCAAGACUAUCGCAGGGAAAAUCUUUGGUUCCAUUUGCUCACUGAGUGGUGUGCUGGUCAUUGCACUGCCUGUCCCUGUAAUUGUGUCAAACUUCAGCCGGAUUUACCACCAGAACCAGCGUGCUGAUAAAAGACGAGCACAAAAGAAAGCAAGACUUGCAAGAAUUAGGGUGGCUAAGACAGGAAGUUCCACGGCCUACCUGCACAGCAAGAGGAAUGGUCUUCUUAAUGAAGCUUUGGAGCUAAUGGGAUCCACAGAAGAGCCUCACAUUGGCAAAUCAGCAUCUCUGAUAGAAAGCCAACACCACCACCUGCUGCACUGCCUGGAAAAGACAACUGGAUUGUCCUAUCUUGUGGAUGAUCCCCUGUUAUCUGUACGAACUUCCACCAUGAAGAACCAUGAGUUUAUGGAUGAGCAGAUGUUUGAACAGAACUGCAGGGAGAACUCCAUGCAAAACUACCCAUCCAGUCGCAGUCCAUCCCUGUCCAGUCACCAUGGGCUCACCACCUCCUGCUGUUCCAGACGCAACAAAAAGACCACCCAUCUCCCUAAUUCCAAUGUGCCGGCUACAAGGUUGCGCAGCAUGCAGGAACUCAGCACUAUCCAUAUACAGUGCAGUGACCAACCAUCUUUAACAGCCAGUCGUUCCAGCCUAAACCUGAAGUCCGAAGAUGAGAUGAGAUCAAACUGCAAAGCUUCGCAGAUUACUACAGCAAUUAUUAGCAUCCCUACACCUCCAGCUCUGACCCCUGAAGGGGAAACCCGACCUGGGAGCCCACCUGGACGCUCCACAAAUAUUCACAGUACAAGCAACAUUGUGAAAGUUUCCGCUUUGUAAGACACUUAGUGGCGAAUCAAGGCUGCUGUACCUGCUUUUCUUUUUCACUGCAAAACCGUGGAAUUAGCAGUGAAAAAGUGACAAGCUUCCGCUAAACUUGCCAUUUACCAUCAUGGAAAGAAAGAAGAGUCUGAGCAACGGAAGUAUACAUACAUUCCUAUCUCCAUGCAUAUGGAUGUAUGUAUAUGGUGGAAGCCCUCUGCUAGGAAGUUUUAUGGCAAGUAGAGGAGUUAACACAUAGCAAAUUGACAACACUGUGUUUAAACACCUUUUUUUAAGGUUUUCAGUGGAUAAUAUUUAUUCAUAAAGAAAUAAUGUAGAAAAAUAUAUAUUACAAAAAUGGUUUAAAAAAGAGGGAGGGAAUUGACUGCAAGUCAUUUUUGCAAGUUGAACACUGAAAACAGGGGAAACUGUUUUUCUGUUGUUGUUUUUUGUUUAUUAGAAAAGAAUCAGGAAGCAAUCAACACAACGCAGCUUUUGCGUCAGUUCUCUAUAACAGGCGGACAGAGGGGUUUGGGAUAUGUUUUAAGAAAUCUGGAUUUUUCUUGUGUAUUCUGUGAGUUUGGAUAUGGAACUGUUCAGUGAACAGAAUAGCUCCUAGCACAUUUCAGACCCGGCACAUUGUAGAAGCGAGCACACAAACACAAUCUUCCCUCGCUGGUGAUCUUAAUUCUUAGAUGAUUUUGUUAUAGCCUUACAAGUCCAACAAGUGCAGACUGUGAUGUUGUUGGGUAAUUGUCUGUGAAACAGCUUAAUUGUUAAGCAAAAUGAAAAAAAAAAAAAAACAUGAAAAUGAUGCUUUAGUUACAACUAGGUUUCACAUCACCAGCCAUUUUCUGCUUUAUAGUUUCACUCCAGAGCAGUUUAAUAACUUUUCAGGUUCUGUAUUUCUGAGAAAAUCUUCUAAAUGGAGAUUUGUUUUUUCGCAUAUCUACUCACUUGUAAACUAUGUGAACAAACUGAGGUAAACAUUUGGAAAGAAGAGUUUGUCACAGGUUUUUUUGCCGCUGACUUUAGUGUAAAUAUUAAGAGUUACUUGGUGUGUUUGACCAUGUGAUUCCACCUCUGAUCUGUGAAUAAGAGGCGGCAUCUUUCACUCAUUCACUCUGUUCCAUAGUGGGAAUGGGCAAUGCAGUAUCAUCGUGUGUACAAAAAAAAUGUGACCAACUACUGUAUGUUUUAACAUUUUGCUUAGAACAGAAACUGAAUUAGACUCUAACCUUUAAAUAUUUUGAUGGAGACUUGGGGCUCACCCAUUUUAGCAUUGGGAAAUAUUAAACACUAGUUAUUGUUAUCAUUUUUAGAUGUGGAAUGUAAUAUAAUGUGGUGGCUGGAUAUGCUCAGUCAGGUCUU
Molecule: messenger RNA, 4564 nt
Organism: Xenopus laevis (African clawed frog)
Lineage: Eukaryota; Metazoa; Chordata; Amphibia; Anura; Pipidae
Gene: kcnd3.L
Product: potassium channel, voltage gated Shal related subfamily D, member 3 L homeolog
Exons: 8
Coding region: 1250-3211 (653 amino acids)
Biological process (GO): protein homooligomerization; potassium ion export across plasma membrane; action potential
Cellular component (GO): dendritic spine; voltage-gated potassium channel complex; neuronal cell body
Molecular function (GO): monoatomic ion channel activity; A-type (transient outward) potassium channel activity; voltage-gated potassium channel activity
Source: RefSeq, a predicted model, not a curated record